Erinaceus europaeus (western European hedgehog) is the source of this 4084-nucleotide messenger RNA. It is a transcript of the gene WDR37, whose product is annotated as WD repeat domain 37. Lineage: Eukaryota; Metazoa; Chordata; Mammalia; Eulipotyphla; Erinaceidae. Bases 448 to 1935 code for a protein of 495 amino acids. The transcript has 15 exons. Gene Ontology annotation, molecular function: protein binding. Gene Ontology annotation, cellular component: preribosome, large subunit precursor. The record is from RefSeq and is a predicted model, not a curated record.
UGGUGUUGAUGGGAAUUCAUUUCUUCAGUAAAGCCACAGCUGCACACAUAGUGUGCCCGUGUCAGUCGCUGGCUUGCUGGGGUACUGGAGCUGUGUAAGAUGCGAGCCUCGAGGCAAACAACUUCAUAGGAAUGUACUGCUGCUUCAAAACAAAAUGCUACAAAGAAAAGAUGGUCCUGUGCAUCUGUGGUGAAGUACUUCCUCCCUUCCAGCCCUGCUUGGCCUUGGCUUGUGGUGAUGUGGGGGAAUGAGCCUGGAAAUUUUGGAUCCCCAGAGCACUGCUUCACUCUGGCUUAUGGCCGUGUGGGGGAUUGAAUCUAGGACUUUGGAGCCUCAGGCACGAAAGUUUCUUUGCAUAACCAUUAUGCUAUUUACCCCUACCCCUUCUAGAUUUGUUUAGAUCGCAGCUUCUUGCAGGAGUGAUCAGGGCAUCGCAUUCUAGAAGUAAUGCCCACAGAAAGCGGGAGCUGUUCUACUGCUCGCCAAGCAAAACAGAAGCGCAAGUCUCAUAGCCUUUCCAUACGAAGAACAAACAGCUCGGAACAGGAGCGGACGGGGCUGCCAAGAGAAAUGUUAGAAGGACAAGAUUCUAAACUGCCUCCCUCGGUUCGCAAUACACUUCUGGAAUUGUUUGGCCAAAUAGAAAGAGAAUUUGAAAACCUUUAUAUUGAAAAUUUAGAAUUGCGUAGAGAAAAUGAUACUCUUAAUGAGCGCUUAGCUGCUGAAGGACAAGCGAUUGAUGGGGCAGAACUGAGUAAGGGCCAGCUCAAAACAAAAGCCAGUCACAGCACCAGCCAGCUCUCCCAGAAACUGAAGACCACCUACAAGGCCUCCACCAGCAAGAUUGUCUCCAGCUUUAAGACCACCACGUCGAGAGCCGUGUGCCAGCUCGUGAAGGAGUACAUUGGCCACAGAGAUGGCAUCUGGGAUGUCAGUGUGGCCCGGACGCAGCCCGUGGUGCUAGGCACCGCAUCUGCAGAUCACACGGCUCUGCUGUGGAGCAUUGAGACAGGCCGCUGCCUUGUUAAGUAUGCAGGCCACGUGGGCUCAGUGAAUUCUAUAAAAUUUCAUCCAUCAGAGCAGUUGGCUCUCACAGCUUCUGGAGAUCAGACUACUCACAUCUGGAGGUACGCGGUCCAGCUGCCCACGCCUCAGCCCGUCACUGACACCAGUCAGAUCUGCGGUGACGACGAAAUUGAGUGCUCGGACAAAGAUGAGCCAGAUGUUGAUGGGGAUGUGUCCAGCGACUGUCCCACCAUCCGGGUGCCGCUGACCUCUCUGAAGAGCCACCAGGGCGUAGUCAUUGCCGCCGACUGGCUGGUCGGGGGCAAGCAGGCAGUGACGGCAUCGUGGGACAGAACUGCCAAUCUGUACGACGUGGAGACUUCGGAGCUCGUCCACUGUUUGACAGGGCAUGACCAGGAGCUCACACACUGCUGCACGCACCCCACCCAGCGGCUUGUGGUGACUUCCUCCAGAGACACGACUUUCCGCCUGUGGGAUUUCAGGGACCCUUCCAUCCACUCUGUGAAUGUCUUCCAGGGCCACACGGACACCGUGACCUCUGCCGUGUUCACCGUGGGGGACAAUGUGGUCUCGGGCAGUGAUGACCGCACCGUGAAGGUCUGGGAUCUCAAGAACAUGCGGUCCCCCAUCGCCACCAUCCGCACCGACUCCGCCAUCAAUAGGAUCAAUGUUUGCGUUGGCCAGAAAAUCAUCGCCCUCCCCCAUGACAAUCGACAAGUGAGACUGUUUGACAUGUCUGGUGUGCGACUGGCCAGGCUUCCACGCAGCAGUCGGCAGGGCCACAGGAGGAUGGUGUGCUGCUCGGCGUGGAGCGAGGACCACCCUGUAUGCAACCUGUUCACCUGCGGGUUUGACAGGCAAGCCAUCGGCUGGAACAUCAACAUCCCGGCCUUGCUCCAGGAGAAGUGAGGCUCGGCGCGUUCCUGCCUUGCCGUGGACCUGGGCCUUCGCAGGCCGCUCUCACAUCCAUCAGUACUUGUGGGCGGUGGACCCCGAGAAGGGUGAUUUGUAUAUGUUCUCUCCACGUUAUACCCGGCUUGCAUGAAAUGAACAGGGAAAUGCGUGGUCGUAUUUUCAUUCUGUGUGUGUGCUGCACCCUCUGGCCAGUAGCAGUGAAGCCUCUGCCUCUCCCAGAGCACCUGGCCGUAAGCUCCUGCAUUGGGCAGGCGGCAGGGGCGUCCAUGUGUGAGUCCAGUAUGAACCCGUGUACCUAGUCUGCUGCAUUUCUGGAACCAUCACUCCCCGGAGCUGCAUUUGCAGGGCAGGAAGUGGGGCAUGCAGGUGUGUGCUCACGUUCGAAGGAAGCUCAGUGGGUGCUGGCCUGUGACCAGCCUCGACUCUGUCUUCUUUUCAGUUCUGAAGUUAACUGGGUUUUAGAAAUUAAAAAAAAAAAAAGUGUAGAAUGUUGAAUUCACAACAUUCAGAGAGUCUCUUUUUUUUUUUUUUAAAUAGGAAAAUCAUUUCACUCUUGAGGUCUCACAUAAAUUCUAAAAUGAGAUUAUAAUCACUGAUUUCAGCUGUCAGACAAAAUUUAAAGCACUUUAGUUUAUAGCUGUGGUUAUAAACAGUUUGUAGAAGUUUCAAAUGGCAUAUCCAUUGAAUGUGACUGACCUUUUUGAGAAGACCCUGCUACCUGAAAACUAAACCUUAUUUAUUUUCCACACCUCUGGUCUGCAUUUCCAAAUGGAUUCACUUCCUCGGUGGUAUUUGAGAGCCAACAAUGCAAAUAAAUGAGUACUACCUCAAAAAUAAACAUAUUUGGCAAACUUAGGAGUCUUACUGUUGCCUAGCUAAAGCACUUUGGACCAGUAGCUGGAAUCUUGAACUCAGUUCAGAAGGCACAGGGGACACCGAGAGCAGGUGCGUUCUAAGGGUGGCAGGCCUCUGACAGGGCCGGCGGGGCAGUGGCGUGUGGUUGGCAGGUCACAAGAUGCUUUGUCCCCGAGCUGGGACACCUCUCAGUGCCAGCCCCCACUGCACAGUGAGCCCUCGCCGUUGCCUUCUUGUGUUUCUGUCAGCCGGUGUUUGUUCAUGUUUGCUGUUGAGCUUCAGUUUUGAUAAAGAGACAUCUCAGUCUACUGCCCCUCAUGUUUCCAGUCCUUCCACUGUGUCUACUUAGGCUGGCCGCCUGGAGAGUGCGGCCCUGGGUCCCCCACCCUGUUUCCCGUUGGUGCUGUGGGAAGCACAGUGCCUGUGAGCAGGGCGCAGGCCGCCUUGCGGGGCAGCUUCCCAGAGUGGACAUUGCCUCAUAGUGGCCCCUGUGCGGCCACCAGUGUGAAGAGCUCCUCACUCGGCUGAUUCUGAACGGACACCGGCGGGGACGUGAGGGGACCAGGAGGCGAGCACACAGUGUGGCCACCUGAACCCUCAGCAGCUGGAGUUUUAAGCUCAAGAGCUGUCCUCGUGCCCCGGUGACCUGCGUGGGGUCUGCCCCCGCUCACGGCACCCACCCAUCCCAGCACACCGUGACCCUCCACCCCUCCUUGUGCUCUCACUGGAGCGUCCGGGUGUCCUGGAAUUUCUGUUGGGAACGGUGACAAAUACUUAAGAGACAGUCAGUCCUAGGACCAGAUUUCUGCCAGGUCAGCCGGCCAGAAGCUUUCCAUGUGAGUCUGCCAUGGCUGCCGGCAUCCGCAGACGGACAUCCCGAAGGCAGAUGGGACCUCGAGCGGGUGAGUGCCCACGUGAGUGGUGUCUGAACCUGCUUGGAACAGGGAGCCUGUCUACGUGCUGACGGGUCCAGCAUUUCACUGACUAACAAGGAAAGCGUGGCCACCGAGAGGUGUGUGUCACGGAGGAGUCGUAAGAGGCAUCGGGGGGCCCAGCAGCCCUCACAGCCACCGAGUGUCCGAUUCUGUGGCGUCAGCAUUCUGUACAUAGUGUGGAAUUUGAAGAAUCCUGUGUAAACCAUUCAUUGCUUAAAUCUGUGAAAACGAGUUUCUUUGAGGGGGAAAGUAAUGCAUUUACGACUAUUCUGUGGAAGCAAGUGUUUUUAUUGUGUUGUAAGUGUUCCGUGUCCUCAUCACAGUAUGAAACGCAUUAAAGUCCAUGUUCCAUA